Messenger RNA from Spodoptera litura, 664 nucleotides. RefSeq lists its product as uncharacterized. Lineage: Eukaryota; Metazoa; Arthropoda; Insecta; Lepidoptera; Noctuidae. The record is from RefSeq and is a predicted model, not a curated record.
AACGACAUAGGGCUUCGUUCUCGAGCCCGCAACCUGUCUACUUGCCCACCGCCCGCCCCAGCGUACACCCAACAUUUUAUCAUUACCUCGUCAUUUCACUUAGUCAGGGCGUGUUUUUGUGACAAGAACUUGAAAAAAAAGCUACAGAUUUUAAAGGAUUUUACUCAUAUCGCCAUAAAACAUGACAGAAGAACCGGAAUGCCAGUUGCGUCGACGAAAGGUGUCUGGAAACCCUAGUCUGCCUUUGAACUUGGAUGUGGAGUACAUGGUCAGCGACGGCGAUCCCGACCAGGGUACCCCAUCACCUAGCAAUAUAAAGCGCUUGGCUCACCAGAAACAAAGGUCGUCGUCUUCCACGCUCCUUGACUAUAAGAAUAAGCAGCAGUCUUUUGAUAUACAGGUGGAGGAAUGUGAAGAAGAAGAGAUAAUAAUAGAGAGUGAUGAUGAUGACGAAGACAAUGCUGAAGGAGGGCGCGAUGACCGGUCCAUCACGCCGACACCGAUACAAGACUUUGGGGCGAAUGUUGUUUAUACGGAAGGUCCACAAUCCUCGGACUUCUUGAGGGUAAAGACUUUGGAAGCGGACUGUUACACGGACGUUUCUGAUGCAGACACCGACGAGGAGGACAACAACCAAUAAAGUAUCUAACGUAAACUAAUACUU